GCAGUAAUAUAGCAGUCAACGCGCAAGAAUCUCGAUUUUCGCGGGGUAGAACAGAAAAAGUGUUUAAAUAUAACUUUGUUUCUUCAGUGUUUUUCGCGUCGAGAUAUUUUUUUAAGUGUAACGAAUAAAAAUGGCAGAUGCUUCGAAGGGUCGUGGUCGAGGCCUCUCUUUAAUCCAGGCUUUAAGAGCUCAAAGAUCUGAGACACCUGGCCAGGAUGUACCACAUAAGAGUCCAGGUUCUAGUGAACCUUCUACAGUUGUUUCAAGUAUGGCUCCCAGUUAUGCACCAAGUGAAGUAUCAAGUGAAACACCAAGUGCUGUGAGUUCAGUAGCACCAUCAUCAGUUGGAGGUAGGGGUAAAAUUGCGGCGAUGUUGAAUAAAAUGCAUCAAAAGCCUGGGGGUUCUAGUGCAUCUGGACCAAUAUUAUGUCCAGCAUCUGAUGUAAGGCCUACACCAGGUCCUGGGCCAGGCCUUGGUAGAGGCAUUAAACUUUUGCAGCACUUGAAGGCAACUCAAGCUUCAUCAUCAGUAGUGGGCAGUGGCGACAGCACAGUAGCCUCAGUUAAGUCAAUCACUGACCAAAUGGCAGCCAGUACAAUAGCCUCAAGUGCUCCAUCUUCGAUUGGGAAAAAUAAAUAUUUCAGGGAAGUCAAAGAUACACCACCAGUUGUGAAAAAGGGUGAGUCAGGUGUGCCGUGUGAAGUGACUGCUAAUUUCAUAUACCUCAAGUUUGAAGAAAACAAUGUGUUUGAAUAUGAAGUGCAAUAUGAGCCUGAUCAGGAUCACAAACAUCUGCGGUUUAAACUACUUGGAGAACAUCGUCAUUUAUUCAAAGAAAAGACAUUUGAUGGGACCACUUUGUAUGUACCACACAGACUGCCGAGUGAUGUGAUGCAGUUAGAGUCUACAAAUCCAUAUGAUAACAGCAAAGUAAAUUUGACCAUAAUGUUUCGCCGUACACGUCGGCUUAGUGAAAUGAUACACAUAUACAAUCUACUCUUCAAGCACAUAAUGUACGAUUUAGAGUUGGUGCGGUUUGGAAGACAGCAUUUCAACCAACACGCCGCUAUACAAAUUCCACAGUACAAGUUGGAAGUUUGGCCAGGAUAUGUAACGGCAGUAGAUGAAUAUGAAGGUGGUCUGAUGCUGACGUUGGAUUCUACGUCCCGUGUGUUGAGGACACAAUCUGUGCUCUCUCUAAUAAAGGAGACGGCUCAGCAGGAGGGAGCUAAUUGGAAACGGGCUCUAUCUGAGAAACUCAUCAGCUGUUCAGUUAUGACUACAUAUAAUAAUAAAUUGUUCCGCGUGGACAGUAUUGAUGAUACAAUGACACCAAAAUCAACAUUUGAAAAGAAGGAAAAAGGUGAAACAAUACAGAUUUCAUACAUCGACUACUAUAAGAAGAAUUACGGCAUUGAUAUAAUGGAUUGGGACCAGCCGAUGCUUAUAUCAAAGGAGUCAAAACGCGUGCCAGGUUCAGAAAAACCAAUAGACUACAUGAUAUGCCUGGUACCAGAACUGUGUCAGCUCACAGGCUUAACUGAUGACCAAAGGAGUAACUUUAAACUGAUGAAGGAUGUAGCUACUUAUACGCGCAUCACGCCUAAUCAGCGAUAUGCCGCUUUUAAAAAGUAUAUAAGCAAUGUGCUCAACAAUGAGACGGCCAGGAACCGGCUUAAAGGCUGGGGACUAAGUCUAGCACCGGAGACCAUAGACAUAGUAGCAAGAACCCUCCCACCGGAGACGCUAUACUUUGGCAAUAAUGUUAAAGUACCGGGAAAGCCGAAUGCAGAAUGGAACGCAGAAGUUACCAGAAACCCUGUCAUGCAAGCCGUUGACAUCAUGAGUUGGGCUGUUUUGUAUACGGAUAGAGAUAAAAAUGUUACUAUGAACUUCGUAGACACAGUGAAACGCAACUGCACCCCAAUGGGUAUACGAGUAGCGGACCCGAACUUGGUGAGGCUACCCAACGACCGCACUGAUGCCUAUGUGAUGAGCUUGAAGAAGACCAUAACGUCCCAGCUGCAGCUGGUUGUGGCGAUAUGUCCAACGAGUCGAGAUGAUAGAUAUGCGGCCAUCAAGAAGAUAUGCUGUGCUGAUAACCCGGUAGCUUCUCAGGUGAUAAACGCACGCACAAUAAUGAACAGCCAAAAGAUCCGCGCCAUCACGCAGAAGAUCCUAUUGCAAAUUAACUGCAAGUUGGGCGGCACUUUGUGGAGUAUCAGUAUACCCUUCAAGAGCGCGAUGGUUAUCGGUAUUGAUUCGUACCACGAUCCCGCGAGAAAAAGGCGGAGUGUUUGUUCAUUUGUAGCGUCUUACAACCAGUCUAUGACCCACUGGUAUUCAAGAGCAGUGUUUCAAGAGAGAGGUCAAGAAAUAGUGGAUAAACUCAAGGCUUGCUUGGUCGACUCGCUGAAACAUUUCUUGAGAGUCAAUGGCCGCUUGCCAGAGAGGAUUAUAAUGUAUAGGUAA
Molecule: messenger RNA, 2473 nt
Organism: Zerene cesonia (dogface butterfly)
Lineage: Eukaryota; Metazoa; Arthropoda; Insecta; Lepidoptera; Pieridae
Product: piwi-like protein Ago3
Exons: 15
Coding region: 131-2473 (780 amino acids)
Biological process (GO): regulatory ncRNA-mediated gene silencing
Cellular component (GO): P granule
Molecular function (GO): piRNA binding; protein binding
Source: RefSeq, a predicted model, not a curated record